Molecule: messenger RNA, 3462 nt
Organism: Mucor mucedo
Lineage: Eukaryota; Fungi; Mucoromycota; Mucoromycetes; Mucorales; Mucoraceae
Exons: 13
Coding region: 196-3330 (1044 amino acids)
Source: RefSeq, a predicted model, not a curated record
AGGGCAGCCAUUUUCCCUUUUUUUUUAUAUAAAUAUAUAUACAAUUGAACAAGCUCAUCUAUUAGGAUUGCAAACCUUGAAUAGAACCUAUUUUCCAUCAUCAAACAAGCAACCUUACUCCAUUAGCGAUUUUUUUUUCCUGGCUGGCCCAGUUACGAAAUAACCCAAAAAAACAACGUGAAUACUAUCUAUGCCAUGACCACGGACAUUUCAAAUACCACCCAUUCCACUAGUGAUGAAUUAAACCACUCUUUUAUUGAGAUACAAGAACUACGUACUAGAGCAGAGGAAGAACGCAGAGCAAAGCAAAGGAUGAUUGAAAAGAAUCGAACUCGACUUUUAAAAGAAUUAUUUUUAUUAACCAAAGAUAAUCAAGAUAUCAUGAGUUUUUUAAACGGAGCGAUGGAAGAGAUAUUGACAAGUGAGGAAAUGGUACGAGAACAAGCGUUUCUUAAAAAGCAUGAAUCCAGAGACGGUUUAUUCCCACCUCUUUUCUUACCUAGCCCGACUACUACAACAACAACAACAGCAGAGAUGUCACAAGAGGAGGAGCAGAAACCGAAACAAGCAUUGUAUUUAACCACCACUUUACCGAAACGAUCGGAAUCCAAGCAACAUGCAGUUCAGAUUUACAAUGGACACAAAUUUGUCGAUCGACGUAAUGACGUGCCGUCGGGUAUUGACCUUUAUGCAUGGCAAUUAAAGGCUACAUCCCAACCGUUGUAUAAACAACUACAACAAGCGAGAAAAGUCCUGACAACACACGAUUGGAUGCUUGCAAGGGAUGAAUUAAAGGCAGUGAAGACAAUUGAAAGCAUUGAAAAUCUGAAAAAGAAAAAUAUGUGGAGUUCUCGACAAUUAAAACGACAAAAGAUGAUGCCUCGAACGAAAACGCAUUGGGAUCUGACCUUGGAUGAAAUGAAAUGGAUGAGAACGGAUUUUAAAGAGGAAAGAAAGUGGAAGAUGGCAAAUGCUUAUAAGCUAUCCAAAGCGGUCAUGGAUUGGCAUCGAGCUACGGAUAAAUCCAGCGUGUGUGUCAAGAUACGCGAACCUAGUACUUUAUCCAGCCAAGAAACGAUGGAUGAAAACCCGACGACGACAGUCAGUAUACCCGUGAUGCAGGAUGUCAAUAAUAUACCAGAAGAGGUCAUGCAAGAUGACGACACAAAGGAAGAGGAGGAUGAAAUAAUCAAACCUCAGGUGAAGGAAGAAGAAGAAGAAGAAGAAGAGGAGGAGGAAGAAGAAGAAGAAGGAAAUCGUAUUUCAUCUGAAGUGAUUGCAGAUUAUCGUCGAUUAAUUCAAAUGUUGGAUCUGGAUCAAACCGUAUUUCGAUUACGAGACGACCCCAAAGAAGAAGAACAAGAUUUAAUAGCAUUGUUUCCGGAUUUGAUAUUGUAUUCAGCACCCGAUGGAGAUCGUAUUGGGAAUGAUCCAUACUUUGAUGAAGCAGAAUAUAGUCGUAUUUUACCCUUCAAACUAUCCACACAACGUUUGGUAUUGCAACAGAGGACACGAAAGCGAGAUGCAGAAGGAUUACAAGUAUAUCAUUUAGAAGACCUGUCCAGAAACAACGAACUAUAUGACUCCACUGCAUCCUCACCCUUGUUUGCACCCAAGAAAUCAAAAGAUACACCGGCGAUCCAACCACCUACGCCUCAAGCACCUUCUACACGUAAUCAUGGGAUGACAUGGUCUGAAGAUGAUGAUUUAUGCCUGAUUCAACUGAUUGUACAAUACUCAUUUAAUUGGGAAUUGAUAUGCGAUGCAUUAAACGGGAGUCGGUUGGCAGUUCAUGGAGAGAAGCGUACGCCAUGGGAUUGUCAUGAGCGAUGGAAGCAGAACAAUUUGACCUCACUUUCUGGACAAAUCAAUACUGCCUAUGUCAGCAAAUUGAAAAAGGAGCUUUCAAGAAGACCCUCCGUAUUAAAAUUUGAUUGUGCUCGAAAAAGACAGCGACAAUAUAAUAUAUUUGAAGCUAUUAAAAAGACUCAAAAGAAAAGAGAAGAUUCUAACAAAUCCAAAACCAAUACAGCACCUCCGCGUAGUGUGAUAGAAACUCAUGGUCUGAGUACACAAGGACAAAGAUUACCUUCUGCCAUGGAAUUAAGUCUACACAAGAUUCAAAGGGAAAGACAAAUGGCACAAGCAUUAAUUGAACAGCGUCAAAUGUCUAAUUAUGGUUUGAAUUCACAAGGAAAUGGUAACCCAAUGGCUCCACAGGUAACUACAUCACAAAUGAGACCCCCUACAGCAUUGAAUUCUUCUGCAGCAUCUGCGGCGAUCGCUGCCGCUGCCGCUGCCGCCGCUGCUGCGUCUGCGGCCACCGUCUCCUCUUCCACUACUACCUCCUCUUCCUCCUCGUCUAACGCCGCCUCUGGGGGUACUUCCACCAAUAAUAGGGGGAUACCUAGACCUCCUCCCACACCACAACAACAAUUUCAACAAGCGCAACAACAAGUUCUUGUUCAACAGCAACAACAACAACAGCAAUUACAGCAACAACAACAGCAACAAUUACAACAGCAACAAGCGGCUGUGAUAGCAGCGCAACAGCAGCAGCAACAACAACAACAGCAAGCGCAAGCUCAAGCUCAGGCACAAGCUCAGGCUCAGGCUCAGGCUCAGGCUCAAGCUCAAGCUCAAGCACAAGCGCAAGUUCAGGCACAGGCACAAUUACAAGCUCAGUUACAGGCACAAUUAGGUACGACCAAUCAUAAUGUUGGGGGAAUUCAAAAUCGGUAUCCAGCUGCACAAUUACACUUGUUACGUCAACAGCAGAUGGCCUUGAUGGCGGCGGCGCAACAACAACAACAACAACAACAGCAGCAACAACAACAACAACAACAACAACAGGGAGUAAGACCACCUACUGUGACAGGGCCAAUGCAACAAAGAUUUGCCAAUGUAUUGAAUGCAUCGCAACAAUCACAAGGAUUAUCAUCAUCACCCGUGAUAAAUAGUGAUAAUACAGCGGUAGCUUUAGCAGCCCAAUUAGCCCAAUUAGCACAGUUAGGAUAUCCAAUUCAAUCAUUGGGACAGUUACAACCGAAUCAACAAGCGAAUUUACAGCGAUAUAUAGCGCAAUUGCAAAUGCGUACACCACAAAAUACACCACAACAGCAAAUGCAGCAGAGAUUACAGGUAGCGCAAAUGCAACAACAAAUGCAAUUGCAACAACAAUUGCAAUUACAGCAACAACAACAACAACAACAACAACAGCAACAACAACAACAGCAACAGCAGGUGAAUGGAAACUCACCGCUGUUACAGAGAAGCCCCAAUAAUAAUAAUAGUAAUAAUAAUAAUAAUAAUAAUGGGCACUUGGGCUGAUGAAAAAAAGACAGGGAGAAUUUUUUUUUUUUUUUUAUAUAUAGUAAAGGGUGAACAGGGUUCUCAAACCUGCCCCCCCUUAAUCCCUUUCUUUAUGUAUGACACAAUUAAACUCCAUUUAUAUAUAUAAAC